This is a messenger RNA of Purpureocillium lilacinum, 510 nucleotides long. The record is from RefSeq and is a predicted model, not a curated record. Lineage: Eukaryota; Fungi; Ascomycota; Sordariomycetes; Hypocreales; Ophiocordycipitaceae.
AUGGUGCCAAUCAAGGUGCCAAUAAUGAAUGGUCUGAUGGCGGCUGCAAGCCAUGAGGCACCAGCUGUUUUCCAGAACGGGAAGUUGACAACUAGUCAGUCGUGUGGCCCGGGCACACGGUUGGCGCAUUGCGACGAAUCGGCAGAGGCAGUUGGAAGCAGACCUCGGAGUAUUAGUGCGUCGACCCGGAUGACGGAUGGCGGAAGACGGAAGACGGAGCAUACCGCCCAUCCCAACUCAAGCCUCGGGCACAGGGUCAGGGCAGAGCAGCCACAGUGCCGUUGGCGCCAGACUCUGGGGGGGAUGGUUGCAGUGAGGCGUUGCAGAUCAAUUUACUGCGUCCGAGGAGCCGACGACGGUGCGCAAUUAUGGUGGCCGCCACCUCCUUGGCCUGGCAGGACUAGUCGCGAAACGACCACAGUUUCAUCUGGAUCUGAAAUGGAUCUAGAUCCCCUGCUGGGCUCUGCCGCUCGUGUUGGACCCCCAACCGUAGCAAACCGGUAUUAUUGA